This is a messenger RNA of Sinocyclocheilus rhinocerous, 573 nucleotides long. Its product is annotated as protrudin-like. Gene Ontology annotation, cellular component: growth cone membrane; endoplasmic reticulum tubular network. The record is from RefSeq and is a predicted model, not a curated record. The transcript is spliced from 4 exons. Bases 1 to 573 code for a protein of 190 amino acids. NCBI's taxonomy places the organism in Eukaryota, Metazoa, Chordata, Actinopteri, Cypriniformes, Cyprinidae. Gene Ontology annotation, biological process: vesicle-mediated transport; protein localization to plasma membrane; neuron projection development.
AUGCAGUGCACAGCCUCUUCUCCUCAGGACCCCACACAGGCGAGCGGCGACCGGGCCGAACUGACCCAGCUGCCCGCUAAAGACGCGUCCUCCAUAGACAGCAGCCCCAGAGCGCUGACCUUUGACCUGCUGAACAUGGUGAUCUGCUUCAAGCGGAUGGCCAUCUUCCUGGAGCCGGUCACAGACUCGCUGAAGGUGCUGCGGUCUCUGCUCGGGUGGAGGAUGCCGCUGUGCUCCCUGCUGAGCUGCGUUCUGCUCAGCAUCCUCUUCCUCACUCUGAGUGAAGGCGCGUGGCUCUCUCUGCUGCUGCUGGCCGUCUCUGCUCCGGCUGUGCUGGGGUACCUCGGCAACCGUUGCCAGGGCGCGAGCUGCGAGGUGGCGGUUCAGAAGAAGAAGCACUAUGCGGUGCAGCGGCGAGACCUGCAGACGGUCCACAUGAGCAAACAGGAGGCCAUGCUGGAGGUCAAGGGCAUGCUGAAACGAGUAGAUGAGCUGCUGACCCAGGCGUGUGUGUGUGCAGAGUCUGUGUAUAAAGUGUUGUACUGGGAGAGCCACGCCGUCUCCUCCAUGUGA